This is a messenger RNA of Leptopilina heterotoma, 5887 nucleotides long. It is a transcript of the gene RpI1, whose product is annotated as DNA-directed RNA polymerase I subunit RPA1. The record is from RefSeq and is a predicted model, not a curated record. Gene Ontology annotation, biological process: DNA-templated transcription. NCBI's taxonomy places the organism in Eukaryota, Metazoa, Arthropoda, Insecta, Hymenoptera, Figitidae. The transcript has 14 exons. Gene Ontology annotation, molecular function: DNA-directed RNA polymerase activity; DNA binding. Gene Ontology annotation, cellular component: RNA polymerase I complex. The coding region runs from base 393 to 5774 and encodes 1793 amino acids.
AAAUUGUACUUUUUAUUUAAAAAAAAACACAAUUUUUUUUAAUUAUUAACAUUUUUUUCUUAUUGUUUAUAAAAUAAAAGAAUUACUACAAAGCUUAGAAGGGGAAAAGUUUCUUAUAUGACUAUAUAUAGGUAUAAUAAUGCAGUUUGUAUUAUUUAUAUUUACAAAGAGACGACGUAACUAAACACGUGUUGACAGCAGGCCGCAAGUAACACGUUCUUCUUGUUAUUUUCUUUAGUCUUUAAAUUACUUUCUUGAAUAUUCAAGAGCAAAAUGUGAUAACAAGUUAAUAAUUCGUGAGUGUGUAUUUAAAAAGCGAACGGAAUUUCUCUGCUGCGAAAAAAGGGCGAAUAAAAAACUAAAAUUAAAUUAAAAAGAAAAAGAGGAAAAUAAUGUCGGGAUAUAAAUUGGCGGCUCGUAAAGCAGCGAGACAUUUCGAUGCAAAGAGUCUCGUUUUUUCCUUUCUCACCGAGGAGGAAAUUCGAAAAUUAAGUGUGGUGAAAAUUUACAAACCCUAUCCAUUCGAUAAAUUUGGAUUAAAUCAUCCGGAAAAAGGUGGACUCUAUGAUCCGGCUCUUGGACCACUGCACGAAAAUUCAGAUCCUUGCGAAACAUGUGGACACGCUGUACUAAAAUGCACGGGACACUUUGGCCACAUUGAAUUACCAUUAACAGUUGUUAAUCCCCUGUGUCAUAAAAUUUUAUACACAAUUUUACGUUUAACCUGCCGACAAUGUUUCAGUUUACAAAUUGCACGUCACGAGAAAUUAUUAUUAGUGGCAAAAUUGAAACUCCUCGAGGAGGGAUAUUUCAGCGAUAUUCUCGAACUCGAGCAAGAAGUUUGUUCAUCGUUGCCGGAGACGGGACAGGGCGAUGAAAUUUAUGCCUAUGUCAAGGAUGUUAUACAAAGUUAUGUGCAAAAUUUGCACAAUCGCGAAAAGUACAAAAUUAAUAAUGGACGCGACGAGGGUGGUGUCAAUAUGAAUACACGAAAUUAUAAUAUGGAACUUCAGGCUCACGUCGACAAGGUGCUGAAGAAUUGCAAAUUGUUGAAGAAUUGUAUUUAUUGUCAAGAGGUAUUUUUACGGAUUACGACCAGUGGAAAUCGAAUUAUGACGCCCAAAAUCAAUAAUCGGGGAGAUUUGAAUAGAGACAAAAUUGUACCGAUUCUACCCGAUCAAUCGAGGGAAUAUUUAAGGAAAUUGUGGACAAACGAGAAGGAAAUUUUAAAAGUAAUUAUUCCGGUUCUCGACUGUAUGAAAAUGGAAUAUCCAACUGAUAUUCUUUUUCACGAUAUUCUUCCCGUUUUACCGCCAAUCGUCCGACCAAUAAGCAUGCUAAAGGGACAAAUCUUGGAGCAUCCACGCACGCAAUGCUAUAAAGUGAUUAUUCAAAAUUGUCUCAUUUUGCGAAAAAUAAUUGAGGAUUUAAAAUUGUCCCAAGCGGAUAAUAAUGACGAUGAUGGCGAGAAUGAUGGGGAAAAUUUACGAGCUCGAGAAAAAAUUAACGAGGAAACUCUGAGACUACUUGAGAAUGUACGAGGCGGAACUCUAAUUGAAAAAUUACACAACACUUGGCAGGAUUUGCAGAUUAAUGUAAAUCAUUUGGUUGAUCGUGAAAUGAAUAGAACGACGGAUUCGGCGACGUGUCUGGGCGUGAAGCAAGUUUUGGAGAAGAAGGAGGGAAUUAUUCGCAUGCACAUGAUGGGAAAGCGUGUGAAUUACGCGGCGCGAACUGUCAUCACGCCGGAUCCGAAUUUAGAUAUUGACGAAAUUGGAGUGCCGGAAGCGUUUGCAUUGAAAUUGACUUAUCCAGUUCCAGUGACACCGUGGAAUGUACAAGAACUCAGGCAAAUGAUUAUUAACGGUCCCGACGUUCAUCCUGGUGCCGUUUUGAUUCAAAACGAAGACGGUUCAGUGAAACGAAUAAGCAGCUUGUCAUUGACGCAAAGGGAGAGUAUAGCAAAGACCCUGCUGACGAAGACGGCGAAGUCGAAUAAAUUUUUCGACGGAAUGAAAAUUGUGCAUCGACAUUUACAAAACGGCGAUAUGCUGCUGUUGAAUCGUCAACCGACACUUCAUAAGCCGAGUAUAAUGGCGCAUCGCGCACGAAUUUUGAAAGCCGAGAAGACAUUGCGUUUGCAUUACGCAAACUGCAAGGCGUACAAUGCCGAUUUCGAUGGCGACGAAAUGAACGCACAUUUUCCGCAGAACGAAGUCGCACGUGCAGAGGCCAAAUUUAUUGCAAAUACUGCAAAUCAGUAUUUGGUGCCAAAAGACGGAACCCCUUUGAGUGGAUUGAUUCAAGAUCAUAUAAUUUCCGGUGUGCGAUUAACGAUGAGAGGCAAAUUUUUCGAAAAGGAUGAUUAUCAACUGUUAAUUUACUCGGCGCUGUGGUCGGUACCUGGGGAUUUGAUUCUCCUGCCGCCGGCGAUCGUGAAACCAAAGGAACUUUGGUCCGGCAAACAAGUGAUAUCGACGGUUAUUAUCAAUCUCAUUCCAAAAGGCAAGGCGAGAAUUAAUUUGACGGGCAGUGCGAAAAUUGGCAUCAAGGAAUGGCAAAUUAAGGAGCCACGUGCGCCAAAAUGUGGCGAAGCUUUUGAAAAUCCGAAAACCAUGUCCGAAGCGGAAGUUGUCAUUCGAAAUGGCGAAUUACUUUGUGGAGUGUUGGAUAAGGCGCAUUAUGGGGCAACGACUUUUGGUCUUAUUCACUGCGUUUACGAGCUCUACGGGGGAAAUUGUUCGACAAAAAUGUUGAGCGCUUUUGGAAAAUUAUUUCAAGCUUACCUCCUGCAAUUGGGAUUCACAUUGGGAGUGAAGGACAUUCUCGUGACUCCCGAGGCCGAUAAGAAGCGAAAGGAAAUUAUGAACGAGUGCAGAAAGAUCGGCGACGGAAUACAAAAGGCAAUUCUCGAAUGUCCGGAAGACACGGAACGCGAGGAAAUUGUUAAUAAAAUGGAAGCGGAAUUGGCGACAAAUGAAAAAUUCCGUGCAAUUGUUGAUCGUAAAUAUAAAUCGGCUCUCGAUGUUUAUACGAAUGACAUCAAUAAGACAUGCUUGCCGGCGGGAUUAAUUGAGAAAUUUCCUGAUAAUAAUCUUCAAUUGAUGGUGCAAUCGGGAGCGAAGGGAUCGACGGUGAAUACUAUGCAGAUUUCGUGCCUCUUGGGACAAAUUGAAUUGGAGGGCAAGAGACCGCCGUUGAUGAUAAGCGGCAAGAGUUUACCGUCGUUUCCAGCUUACGAUCCAACGCCACGUGCCGGUGGUUUUAUCGAUGGUCGCUUCAUGACGGGAAUUGAACCACCGGAAUUCUUCUUCCAUUGCAUGGCAGGAAGAGAGGGUUUAAUUGAUACUGCGGUCAAGACGAGUCGCUCCGGUUAUUUGCAGCGAUGUCUUAUUAAACAUCUUGAGGGCGUUUCGGUCCAGUAUGAUUUGACGGUAAGAGACUCGGACGGUAGUUUAAUACAAAUCUACUACGGCGAGGAUGGUCUCGACAUUGCAAGUUCACGUUUCCUUAACGUUGAAAAUUUAACAUUCCUCCACGAGAAUAAAGCGGCGAUAAUCGAUCAACAACUUCUAGAUCAUCUCAAAUCGUCAGCCGAUCGUAAAAUUCAGAAAUACGACAAAAAGUUGAAAAAAUGGCAAUUAAAAAAUGCUUCUUCUUCUUCUUCUUCUCAUUCGAAGCGUCGAACAAGUGCAUUCACCGAAUUCUCCGCUGAGAAUUUAAACGAAACAAGUUCAAAACGAAAUCAAAUCGAUCCAAGUAGUGGACGAACGAAGGCGUCGCUCUCGCUCAUGAGAAAAUGGAUUCGAUCCAGUGACGAGGUGAAGGAAAAUUUCUCCGAAAAGUCUCGUAAAUGUCCCGAUCCGCUAAUUGGUCGUUAUCGUCAGGAUUUGGAAUUUGGCGUUUUGACCGAAAAAAUGGAGAAAGUUGUGGAGAAUUAUUUGAAUGAAAGGGAAAAAAGAAAUUCGGGCAGCAAAGGGAAAAAUUACGAGGAGGGAAAAAAGGAAAAUUACGAAGAGGAAAAAAAGGGAAAAGAGGAAAGUGACGAAGGGGGAGAAAUCGAUUCGGAAAAAAAGGGAAAUAGAAAAAAAGGUGACGAGGGAAAAAAGAGAGACGAGGAGAAUAAAAAAAGAAACGAAGAGAAAAAAAGGGACGAAGAGGCGGAAAAGAGUGAAUUAAGAGAUUUAAUAAACGUGAAGGUGAUGAAUUCCCUCUGUCAACCUGGCGAACCAGUUGGACUCCUCGCGGCGCAAUCAAUCGGCGAACCAUCGACGCAAAUGACACUGAACACUUUCCAUUUUGCCGGCCGUGGCGAAAUGAACGUGACACUCGGAAUUCCCCGGCUUCGAGAAAUUCUCAUGAUGGCUUCGAAGAAUAUAAAAACUCCCAGCAUGGAAAUUCCCUUUCGCAAGGAAAUUCCCCGUCUAAUGCGAAAAGUCGACGAGGUGCGGAGAAAAUUGACGAAAUGCUCCCUGGCCAACGUCCUCGAGACAAUUGACGUCGACGGUCACAUUUCCUACGAACCCCGUCAAUUAAUUUACAAAAUUCGCUUGAAUUUCCUACCGAAAAAAUACUAUCGUCAGGAAUAUUUUACAACACCAAGGGAAAUAGUGAAGAAGACGGAGGAGAAAUUCUUCAAGGAAAUGUUUAGGGAGAUAAAAAAAGCGGGGAAAAUUGGUGGCAUUUCUUUCUAUGUGGAGGAGGUGAAAAAUAGGGACAGUAGGGAAAAUUAUCGACUUGAUAACGAGGAGGAAGGGGAGGAGAAUAAUGAUGGUGGGAGGAAGAGGAGAAAGGGGAAUAAUGACGAGGGGGAGAUGCAUGAGUCUUCGGAUGAGGAGGAGAUUGAUGAGGCUGAUGCGACGGCGGCGAGAUCGGUGGCGAGACAUCGGGAGAAUCAGGAGUAUGAUGAUCCGGAUGAGGAGGAGCAGGAGGAGAAUGAGGAGACUGAGGGGAAUUUUAAUGAGAGUUUAAAGCAAAAGAAUGGUAAAGAUGGUAAGGAUGGUAAAGAUGGUGAUAAUGAUGGUAAUGAUGAUGACGACGAUGACGAUCGUGAUGAAGAAGGAAUGAAUUCUGGAGAUCAGUCUCAUAGGAAAUUGAAAGUUGUGAAUGCUUAUCCGAAUGCGAUAAGUUAUGAAUAUGAUGAAAUUAAAGAGGAAUGGUGCACGUUGACUUUUACGCUUCCUCUAAAAAUGUACAAACUGGACUUGCAGUCGAUUUUGAAAAUUGCAGCGAGUAAAGUGAUUUUGUGGGAGACGCCGAAUAUUAAACGAGCUUUCACUUUUCAAAAUUCUGAGGGUGAAAUGAUUCUCAAAACGGAUGGAAUUAAUGUCAUUGAAAUGUUCAAGUACGCGGAAAUUCUUCAAUUGGACAAACUCUAUUCAAACGAUAUUUAUGGAAUAUCACAAACGUAUGGAAUUGAGGCGGCGAAUCGCGUUAUAGUGAAGGAGGUGAAAGACGUCUUUAAAAUGUACGGAAUAACCGUUGAUUUACGACAUUUGUCAUUAAUCGCUGAUUACAUGACGUUCGAUGGAUAUUUCCAGCCGAUGAGUCGCAAGGGAAUGGAAUUCUCUGCGUCGCCACUUCAACAAAUGACGUUUGAGAGCUCUCUGCAAUUCCUCAAAAAUGCCACUCUUCAAGGAAAAUCCGACGAUUUGAAUUCGCCGUCGAGUCGUUUAAUGUUGGGACAACCUUGUCGAAUUGGAACUGGAUUAAUGUCAUUAAUGGUCGACGUGGGAAAAAUUCUCGAGACACAGGAAACAAAUGCCGUUUGGUAAAGUUUAGAAAAAAAAAUAAUAAUUUCCUUCAACAAAAAAAUAUUUUUUAUAAAAUUUUUCUUUUAUACUCCUUUUUUUUCUUUUUACAAAAUAUUAAAAAAAGGAGAAACUUG